Molecule: messenger RNA, 1170 nt
Organism: Colletotrichum abscissum
Lineage: Eukaryota; Fungi; Ascomycota; Sordariomycetes; Glomerellales; Glomerellaceae
Product: rhamnogalacturonase B
Exons: 4
Coding region: 1-1170 (389 amino acids)
Biological process (GO): pectin catabolic process
Molecular function (GO): carbon-oxygen lyase activity, acting on polysaccharides; carbohydrate binding
Source: RefSeq, a predicted model, not a curated record
AUGUACACAUCUGACCGUUUCAUUGACGACCAGGUUCACGGCAUGAAAGGCGAUAACGUCGGGGUGUGGAUGAUCAUGCCUGGCAAUGCCUACAAGCACUCUGCUGGCGGCCCUUUAAUGAAAGACAUCAAUUCGCAAAGCACCGGCGAUCAAGAGCUCUACUGGUAUAUGAACAGCGGCCAUGUGAGGACCGAGCCUUGGCGAUUCGGGCUUCUUUGGCCUCACGCGUCUCACGCAAUGCGCUUUACAAGCAGCACUCGGCCGCCGUCAGCGGACGUUGACAUGAGCUUCUUCGACUCGUUGAACAUAGAUGGCUACGUCCCUGAUAGUGGGCGUGGAAGUGUCUCAGGCACGGCAACAGGAAUGAAAGGCAGUGCCGAAGCUGUGGUACACUGGUUCAACCAGGACGCGCAGUACUGGACAAAGGCCUCCAGGGGAAAGUUUACCUCUCCACUGAUGAAGCCCGGGACAUAUAUGACGAGGCUAUACCGGAACAAGUUUCCUGUCGCCAAUACCAGUGUGACGAUCACGGCGGGCGGAAAAGCCACACAGGAUAUCGUGGCAACCGAUUCCGAGCCGUCAGUCAUUUGGCGUAUCGGCGAGUUUGAUGGGCAACCCUCUGAGUUGAAGAAUGGCGACAAAAUUCAAAGGCUGCACCCCUCGGAUUCUCGCAUGGCAAGUCGGGGAGGCGAGUUCACUGUCGGCUCAUCCCAAACCAAAGACUUCCCCAUGGCCUUGUUCUCCAAGAUCGGAGGUAAUGCCACCGUCAACUUCGACCUGGCCCCCGACCAACUGGGUGGGGUCGUUCUGCGCAUCGGAACGACGCUUUCGUUGAAAGGUGGCAGGCCUAGUGUCAAGAUUAACGAGUGGGAAGAAGCGGAUCCAGGGGCCCCGAUAAGUUAUCAUCAUCAAGGCAAUCCCACACUCAUCGACUCUCGCGGCGUAACCCGUGGUGCCUAUCGCGGGUUCGGCGACGUGUAUAGUUGGGAAGUACCUGCGAGUGAGCUCAAGACGGGACAGAACACACUUGUGAUUGGGGUGAUUGGGAAAGGAGAUGCUGAUUUUCUGAGCGCCAACUACAUCAUCGAUGCUGUUGAGUUGCAGGGUAAAGGAGGGCCCAAGAACGACACCUCGUCAUAUACUUCUAGAUACCAGCGGCGUUUCCAAUAA